Closterium sp. NIES-65 is the source of this 289-nucleotide messenger RNA. NCBI's taxonomy places the organism in Eukaryota, Viridiplantae, Streptophyta, Zygnematophyceae, Desmidiales, Closteriaceae. The record is from the annotation of a GenBank genome assembly.
AUGCGGAGAUGCUGCACUGGAGGGGGCUAUCGUGGAUGACGUUAGGCAUCUUGUACAGAAGCGCAAAUGGUACAGGUGGAGGGAGUGGCGUAAAGCCAUGGACUACAUUGGUGUACUGCCAGGAACACCCUUCAAGCCGGAGCCAGGUGCGGAGUCGCCUCCAACGAAAGCAGAGGCAGCUGAUAGCGAUACUCGAGAUGCUGAAGAAGAUGAGGAUCUGGUGAGCGAGGAUGACAAUGGGGGAGAAGACAGUGAGGGGGGGAUUGCGUGCACGCAGGCCCAGGGGUAG